Pantherophis guttatus is the source of this 3198-nucleotide messenger RNA. RefSeq names its product solute carrier family 32 member 1 (gene SLC32A1). Gene Ontology annotation, biological process: amino acid transmembrane transport. Lineage: Eukaryota; Metazoa; Chordata; Lepidosauria; Squamata; Colubridae. Gene Ontology annotation, cellular component: vacuolar membrane. The record is from RefSeq and is a predicted model, not a curated record. Gene Ontology annotation, molecular function: L-amino acid transmembrane transporter activity.
GGGAAACUUGCAGCAUUUGCCAUCCGUCUCUCUUUGCGGCGGUCGAGGAGGUCUGCCUGGGCCAGGGAGAGAGGAGAGAGGCUUCUAGCGUUCGGCGAGUCAAAAAUCUUUCGCCUGAAACCGAAUCCGAUUUCGAAAACACACGUUUCAGUAUUUCGAGAAAACUAUCAUCCGAAUGGAGGAGGGCGCGAUCCUAUUUUAAGAAGGUUCCUCUGCAUUGCAUUGGCACCGCCGAGGAGGCUGGAGAGACAACCCGCCCGCCUCUUCUCGACCACGAAGGGGAGAAGAAGCCGGAGAGAAGGUGGGAAGGACGUCGGGGCAGAGGAGGGCAUUCCAGCCGUUUCCAGCCCCCACACCUGUCGCGCCCUCCGAAGAGCCUAUGCCCCAGGCAAAAGGCGAGAGCUGCCCCUGCAGGUGCCGAGGUCAUGGUCCAAGCGACUCUGCGGAGGCGAAGGUCCAGUUCCAGGCGAGAGUGGAGAUAGCGCCCUUCUAAGGCUCGCCCUCAACCGCCGGAGCAGCAGCAGGACUGGCGUGCCAAGCGGGUCUGGCACCACAGUAGCUUUGUCAGCUUCGGCCCCUUUCCACCCUUCUGCCCGUUACCCGCUUCCCGAGCGUCCGGUCGGUGCCUACUACACCCCGCACUCACGUACAAAGCCAGGCAGCCAGCCGGGCGAGCGAGCAUCAUGGCGACGCUAAUUCGCAGCAAGAUCUCCAACGUGGCCACCACGGUUUCCAACAAGUCCCAGGCGAAGGUCAGCGGCAUCUUUGCCCGCAUGGGCUUCCAGGCAGCGACCAACGAAGAAGCGGUGGGGUUUGUUCACUGCGAUGACCUGGACUACGAGCACCGGCAGGGGCUGCAGAUGGACAUCCUGAAAUCCGAGGGCAGCGAGGAAGGAGGUGAGCCGCCCUUGGAAGGAGAUACCCACUACCAGAGGGACGGCACGGGACCACUGCCUCCCUCCACUUCCAAGGACGACGGCGUCUGCUCCGAGCUGUCCACUCAAGGGAAGCCCAGGAUCACCGCCUGGGAAGCCGGCUGGAAUGUCACGAAUGCCAUCCAGGGAAUGUUUGUCCUUGGCCUGCCCUAUGCUAUCCUUCAUGGUGGAUACCUAGGACUCUUUUUAAUCAUUUUUGCAGCAGUAGUUUGCUGCUACACUGGGAAAAUCCUCAUUGCCUGUCUCUAUGAAGAGAACGAAGACGGAGAGAUAGUCAGGGUGAGAGACUCCUAUGUGGAUAUUGCAAAUGCUUGCUGCACUCCUAGGUUUCCCAGUCUUGGGGGCAGGAUUGUAAAUGUGGCACAGAUCAUAGAACUGGUCAUGACCUGCAUCCUAUAUGUAGUGGUCAGUGGUAACCUGAUGUACAACAGCUUCCCAAACUUGCCAGUGUCCCAGAAAUCAUGGUCCAUCAUUGCGACAGCAGCGCUCCUGCCUUGUGCUUUCUUGAAGAACCUCAAAGCUGUUUCCAAAUUCAGUUUACUCUGCACCUUGGCUCAUUUUGUGAUAAACGUUUUAGUGAUUGCCUACUGCCUCUCCAGAGCCCGAGACUGGGCAUGGGAUAAAGUCAAGUUUUACAUUGAUGUGAAGAAGUUCCCCAUCUCCAUUGGCAUCAUUGUCUUCAGCUACACCUCUCAGAUCUUUCUGCCUUCCUUGGAAGGGAACAUGCAGAAUCCCAAGGAGUUCCAUUGCAUGAUGAACUGGACUCACAUCUCCGCUUGCAUCCUGAAGGGUCUCUUCGCCUUGGUAGCCUACCUGACUUGGGCUGACGAUACAAAAGAAGUCAUUACAGACAACUUGCCAUCCACCAUUAGAGCUGUCGUUAACCUUUUCUUGGUAGCCAAGGCUUUGCUCUCCUAUCCUUUGCCUUUCUUUGCAGCUGUGGAGGUCCUGGAAAGAUCCCUCUUCCAAGAAGGAACCAGGGCUUGCUUUCCUAAUUGCUAUGGGGGUGACGGGAGGCUGAAAGCCUGGGGACUUACCCUUAGGUGUGCUCUCGUGGUGUUCACCUUGCUGAUGGCCAUUUAUGUCCCACAUUUUGCCCUCCUGAUGGGCCUCACAGGAAGCCUCACAGGGGCAGGCCUCUGUUUCCUCCUUCCCAGCCUUUUCCACCUGAAGCUUUUAUGGAGGAAACUCUUGUGGCACCAUGUCUUCUUUGAUGUGGCCAUUUUUGUAAUAGGGGGUAUAUGCAGUGUGUCAGGCUUCGUCCACUCUUUAGAAGGCCUCAUUGAAGCUUUUGGAACCAAUUCAGAAGACUAAAAGAUGGGUUAGAUUGGUUGCACUGGAGAGAGGAGAACAAAAACAAACAAACAAACAAACAAACCCCACACACAGAACAUUUACAUAGCCAAAAGAUUAUGCAUCCCCAUAAAAGAGAAAUGUUGUUAUUUUAGUGAAGUGACACUCGACAAACAUAAGCGAGUUUCCAGAUCAGAGGCUUACCCAACAGACUUUUUAAAUAAAUGAAGAAACCCUAUAUAUUUUGUAUUAUUUAGAUAUUAUCAGAGAAAAAAAUAUUUGGAAUAGUUCCCUGUCUUCUUCACUUCAUAAUCUACAUACAUUUAAUCUUUAUAAAGAGAGUAAAAAAAAUCCUCUGUUUUGGAAAUAGGGAGUGAUUCCACGGUAAUAUUUUUGCAGGUUUUAUGCAACUCAGUAUUGUUUUAAAAAAUAAUAUAAAUGUCCAUCCAGUUGCUUGGGAUCAUUAUGCUGGAUCACUGGAGUACAUGUACGGCUUGAUGCUAAAUUUGUAUGAGGAGCAAAUUGAGAUGGCUCUGAUGAUCAUCCCUGGGCCUAGCAAACUGUAACGUUUACAGCUGUAUAUUAAAAACAAUCCGUAAGAACUGCUUUAACACUUCCAUAUCAGCUCAUAUCCAGUACCAGCAUGUCCCAUUUUGAGUAAAGAUCUGUAGCUGACCUGCAGCUGAGAUCAGAGACUUAGUGUCAGUUAUUGAGGAUUGAGUUACUUUUAUUCCUAUUCUUAAAAAAAAACACACAAGAAUAAAAUUGUUGGAUUUGACAGCUAUUAUGGAUAAGAAUAAAUCAUAUACAAGAAAACAUUUCUGUGCAACUACCAGGUUUGUGGAGCUGUUUCAAAUGUAUGUGUGAUGUAAUUGUGGUAAAUACAAUGACAAAUGUAUAUCAGAAAAUUUAUCUUUAACAUAGAAUGUGAUUCAUCAAUAUAUCAAACAAUAAAGAGAAACCAUAAGAA